UUGCAGUAGGAGAUUACAAUGUGUGAUCAGAGUGAGCCCUCUACCAGGGAAGUGGUUGGGACUGCAGUAACAGUAGCAGCAGAUUCGCAGGCGACAACAUUCACAUCACCAGCUUCCAGCCAGAACCUAGUCCCAGAUUUCCUCACCUCCUCCACAAGUGUUGAAUGGACCGACCCACUAUCUGAGGGGGGUUUUGGAGACGUACUACAGUCAGCUCAGGACGACCCGUCCGGUCGAAACCUCUUCUCGGAGCUCUGCGGUGGUCCGCAACAGCUCUCCGCCGACCAAGUCGAAAAAUUCCUCAACGAGACCAAUUCUUCAACCGCCCAAUAUGUGGACAGCACUCUGGACCCUUCUAUUGAAGAGAGCAUCAACUCUAUGCUCCGAGACAAUGAUCCUAUGUUAACCUCCACCUCUGUUGACAACUUUAAACUUGAUAUUGGAGUUUUUGAUAAUCCCAGUGACGGACUGAGCCUUGUAAAUCCGGAGAUUACCACAGACAUUAAUCCGGACACAUUCCUCAAAGAUUUAAACGACGCCGGUAGCUCGUCGCAAACGGAGAACAAAAUGGAGCCCAUGCCAACGCGGCGCUCGCCGAGAGUUGCGGGAAUCGCUCCAACAACUGUAACGGAAAACGAGACGAAAGCGCAAGGGGAUACGGCGCAGAAGAAAGACGUGGAGCCUCGAAGUCUUCGGAGAAGCUCGCGAAUCCAGCGGAAAGACGACAGCGGUGACAGCGCUACGCCUUCGCCAAGAACGAGAGGAAGAGCGGCAAAGGCGUCUCCACAAGUUCAGAAAACGCCCCCCACGGCAAGAAGAACUCGCGCUUCCGCUCUAAAGGCGCAAUCUGAACCGGCAUCCACGGGAACAGACACAGCGACAACCGUUGAGGAAAGUUUUCCCUCGCCACCUAGAACCAGACGACAGGCUGCAGCGAAAAUACCUCCCGCCAAGAAGACCACGAUAACCCCUAAAAGAGCCGCGGCGCUCCUGCAGAAAGCAGCCAGCGCAACAGUUGUAAAGAAACCACUGCCGCCUGCCAAGGAGAUAGCUCCAACACCUAAAGAAUCACCUUCUGUAUCCAAGAAAGCUGAAGUCCCUCCCCCAGAUACUUCUGCUGAAAAGUCUGAAGAGGUAUCCCUGGAAACCCCAAGUAGGCCUCAGAAGGCAGCAGAAACAAGUCAAGAAACCCCAAUCACACCCCAACCGACCCAGGAUGUGUUGCAUGAAAGCCCACAAGUUGCUACAAAAACCCAGGUUGCCCAAAGCACAACCCAGGUUACCCCUAGCAAAACCCAGACUACCCCAAGCUUGACCAAGGAGACCCCAGUUAAAGAAGUGGAGAAGUCAAAUGAUGCCCCCUUGCAGAAAACAGCUGCAUUGCAGGAGCCAGAAACACCUGUAGAAACAACAGCUGUAUCUAAGGAAGGUGAUGAAGGAAAGGAAGAAACAGACUCCAGCCCAAAUAACACCAGAAAGUCUACAAGAAUCCAAGUCAAGGAAAAAGAAGAAGCAGAAAGAGUGGAGUUAGAUCGCGUGCGAAUGUUAGACCACGAUUACGCCCAACCAGUCGCUGAAAAGCGUGCUGCAAAACGGAAGGGUGGAAAAUCCGCAGAUGAGGACGAUAUCCCAAGCAGCAGUAAUGAACAAGAAGCACCAGAACUCCAACCUGACUCCAAGGAAGACUCGGAGCCUAAAACUCCCACUCCGAAAAGAGGGACGAGGAAGAAAGGAGCAAAGAAAGCCGACGAGGAGAAAAAAGAACAAGAAUCGAGUGAAGAAAUGAAAGGAGAGGCAGAAGAAGAGAAAGAUGGGGAGAAAGAAGGAAAAAAGAAGACUACUCCUGCUAAGAAACAACAAGAAAAGACGCCCAAACGAUCAGCAACAACUAAAAAAGUUACGCCUAUGAAAUCCCCAAAAGAGACUCCGCCCUCGGCUAAAAAGGCCAAACGAAAGUCGGAAGUUUCUGAAUCAGAAGAAGAAGACCUUCCGCUGAAAAGACUCAUGGAAGAAAUGCACAAAGAAAAGGCCCAAGAAGUCAUCGCGAGACAACAGAAGAAGAAACCGGAAAGAAAGCGAAGAAAAUCGUCGGUCCAAAUUGUCGAGGUGGAAGAACCCAUCCUCUUCACACCUGACAACGCCGCGCCAACGGUAAAGGAAGAUGAGGUCAAAGCUCACGGAAAGAAAGAUGGAGGAAGCGAAGAAGAGACUACUCAGAACAAAGAAGGGCAAAAACCUAAGGAUGUAAAAGUUGUUAAAGUGGAGAAGCCUUCUACUAGUACAAAGGAGGACAGAAGGAAGUCACUAGACAAGGAGGAAACGAAGAAAGUACAUGUAGCCAAGGAGAAGGAAAGACAGAGGAAGGAUUCUGUCAAGUCUGAAAAGUCAGAUAAAGACCACCCAGGCGAUGAGUCGGGUGCAGAAAGUGAUGACUCUGGGAUGACCUACUCAGACGACCCCAAUGACAGUGACUGGGAGGAUGAGGACCCAGACAAGCUCUACUGUAUCUGCAGAAAACCUCACGGAAAAAGAUUCAUGAUCUGCUGUGACCGUUGUGAGGAGUGGUACCAUGGGGACUGUGUGGGCAUCACUAAGAAGGAGGGCAUACGGAUGGAAAAGAACAGUGAAGACUACGUCUGUCCUAAGUGUAAAGAAAAAGACGCUAAGGAGAAAGCUGAUGCAGUGUCCAAGCCCAAGGAAGAACAAGACAAAGAGGGAAGCGAUGACGCUUCAACCAGUAAAUCAGACAAGAAGAUGAAGACAAAAGAAGACCACUCCAAGACGGGCAAGCCAGCGAAGAAAGAACCCACCAAGAAGGGAGAAGAAGGAGGAGAGACUCUCAAGAGACAAAAGUCGAAGGAAGAGGAGAAGGAAUCGGAGAAGGAGAGUCCUACUGCGAAGAAAAAGAAGAUCAAGAUCUUUAAGGAGGCACUUAACAUCGCCUUUAGUAAGAAACUCACACCUAGGAGAGGUAGGCCCCGUGGAGGCCUUCUCGACUGCCUGGUCGAUGAUGUGAAGCUGUACUUCCAUCAGAAUGUCCAGACGGCGCCCUACAUGCUGAAAUGGCUGCGGGAACAGGCAGCAGACAAGAAGUACCACCCAAGACAGAAGUGUAUCGGUGCUGGUUGUACCAACUGGGCCCAGCGAGGGUCCGUGUACUGCAGUAACAACUGUAUCCUGUCUCAUGCACGGGAGUCGCUGAAACUCAUCAACAAGGAGAAACAGAAGUACGGUCUACUGGACUCGCCCGGCAAGAAGGACCCCAAGUCACCUCCUGUAGGUUUCAAACCUACAUCGUUCUACGCAAAGCCAGACUCCACCUCCCAUGGCCACGGCCACCAUAAGAAAGUCCCCACAUCUCCAGCCGCUACGUCUACAGAGAAGGGCAAGAAGGACCCAGAGAGAGUUGCUGUUAUUGAAAGGUCCACAGGCCGUUUGCUGGCAGGUCUGUCUGCCCCUACUGAAGAUAACCUGUCUCAGUGGUUAGAGACACACCCAACAUACGAGGUGCUGAGACCUGAGGUCAAGACUUACGGUAAAGAAGCAGAUAAAGGAAAGAAAGGCCAGUCAUCUAAACCCAUCGAGCUGGACCCGGUCAGGCUGAACGUACGACGGGCACUCAAGGACCUUCUAAAGGACAGACAAGACAAGUGUGAUACACUGAAGAAGAAGAGGUCCCCAGAAGACAUCAUGAAGAUUGCAUCAUCGAUAGAAACUGAGCUGCACAAACUUUACAACGACACGGGGACCAGAUACAAGUCCAAGUACCGCAGCCUCAUGUUCAACUUAAAGGAUGCCAGGAACACAACACUGUUUAAGAGGGUCCUGACAGGAGAAAUCCGGCCCCACAAACUGGUGAAGAUGUCACCAGAGGAGCUGGCCUGUAAAGAACUGGCACAGUGGAGGGACAGGGAGACCAAACAUACCCUUGAGAUGAUUGUGAAGAAAGAGCAGGAAGAUGCUCAGAUGGAGAAGCAUUUGACCAAGAAAACUCAUAAGGGAGAGAUUGAGAUAGAUGAUGAUCUUGGGGAGCUGAAAACUGAGAAAUCAGAUGAGAAAGAGGAGGUGUACCUGCCCCCAGCAGCAGAGACAGCGGAGGGUCCUGACGUCCUGUCCACCAUGUUAGUGGACACCACAGAACAACACAGAGCUCAUCUCUUCGACCUGAACUGUAAAAUCUGUACAGGCAGAAUGGCUCCUCCUACUGAUGAACAACCUGCCAAGAAAGUCAAGGUUGCUAAGACAGUGAUUGAGGCAUCCUCCACCACCAAACCUGAGGAGAGCAGUACCGGGGAGUCACCGGGACCAACUGUGGACACAACUACAGGAAGCCCAACUCCACCUCUUGUGCAGUCAGACACAGAGGAAAGUUCCCCCGACUCUGCCAUGCCUUCUCAGUCAGAGUUGUCAGCGUCAAAGGAGCCAUCAGUUUGGAAAGGGUUCAUCAAAAUGGAACAGCUGACGAAGUUUGUGACGCACGCCUACCCUGUGUCAGGCAGUAUGGAGGACAUACAGGAGGACUUGCCUGACACCAUCAUGAUUUCUGGGAGAAUCUCUCACAGCCAUAUCUGGGAGUACCUGGACAAGAUCAAAUCAAGUGGGAACAAGGAGAUCUCUAUAAUCCGGUUCCAGCCAGCUGUAGAUGAGGAGAAGGUUGGGUACAUCAUGCUGUACUCAUACUUCCACAGCAGACAGCGCUUUGGCGUGGUGGGGAACAACUCACGGCAGGUUAAGGACAUGUACCUGAUACCGCUGCCUUCUCACGAGGAGGUGCCCUACCAGCUCAAACCUUUCGAUGGACCAGGACUAGAGGAGCCGAGACCACACAUGCUGCUGGGUCUCAUCAUUCGGAACCGCUCGGCGAAGCGGUCGGCGAGUUCCAGCUCCGAGUCCACGCCGCUCCACGUGCCGAGCCCGAAACACCGACGCUACAGCGAGAUAUCCGGCACGCCUCCCUCUGCCUCCUCUCCCUCCGCGUCUGGGACUAAACACAGACACCAUCACCAUCAUCAUCAUCAUCACUCCAGGCGACAUGAGCACGAGAAAAAGAGAAAGAGUGAGGCAGCCACCCCAGUUCCUGCUAAGAAGGUGUACACGAUACCAGAACACGAGAUCAGCGAUCCAAUUGUCAAGCAGUAUGCAAAUGUGGACCCAUCGGCACUGAUCGCAAGAACGAGUCAGGAUGAGAUGGAGGAGAUGCCGUACUCCCCCGGCCAGGCCGCGCAGGAGGAGGAGGAGGAACAACCGUACGACCCCGGCGACGAAGACUUCUUACCCGUCGAGGAGGGCGUCGAAUCCCCCCCACCCCAGUCCCCGCCCGCACAGCACGACUCCGACUCUGACAGUGUGCUGGAGGCUGCGAUUGGCCAGUCCGACUCCAACGAAGCCAGUGCUAGCCAAUCGGAGCCGUCGUUAGAUAACAUCCUCAUGACGCCGCUAGGGGACAACCCAACGCUUUCAGAGCAGCAGAGGCUGUUAAUCGAGCUGACAAAACAAGUCGAGGAGCAGAAAAAACUCCUCCUCGAGCAACAAAAGAACUUAGAAAGCAUCUGUAGUGGGCCAAACAGUGCUACUGGUAGUCCUGUGGUGGAAUUUUCCACCUCCGGGGAUGCAAUAACUGUCUCAACUGUAGGAGAAAAUGUCCGAGGUACAGCUUCCCAAGUCCAGACCACUGCUGCUCCCACAAAAAUGGUCUCUUCCGCCACAACUUCGAGUACAAAAACUUCUGGUGCUGAGAAAAAGACUGGUACAGCUAGUGCUGCAUCCACUGAUGCAGACAGCAGCAAAGUGGAAGGGAGUGAUAGUCCAGAGCUGCCCAUGAUUCCAGGACUAGGCGGAGAUUUGACUCCGCCGGUAACAAUUCCAGGCCUCGGAGGCUCGGAUGCAGUAACUACAGCAGCAUCUGGUACUUCAGUGUAUUCAAGUGCGGUGCAAGGAAAGGUUGAGGAAAAGUCAUCAAAGGAGAAGGUAUCUGAGGCAGUGUCAAUGCAAGCAAGCAGUGGGGCACCCACGGUUUCGACGAGUGGUUCCUUCGAGAUCCCGGCGAACAUUUCCGAGCUGUUACAGAAGGUGAGCUCAAUCGUGAAACAGACGAGUCAGAGCCCUUCGACCACGGGGGUCACGCAACAGCCACUAGCGCAGCAGGCGACAAUUCCACAGGCUGGGCUGUCUGGAUACCUUCCCCAGAUGUCGCAGAUACCGAGUGCUGGCUUCCACCAGGCUCCCGGGCAAGCCACGCAAGCCGCCAUUGGACAACAGCAGGUCCCAGGUGCGGCACAGCCAAUGGGAAGCUUCGGUGGAACUUGGACAGCCAAUCAGAGCGCAGUACUGCCUCCACAGGGUGAAGGGCAAGUUCGACCUGCGGGCCAACCGGCGCCGGCUGUGGGCGAAAGACGUUCCGACGAAUCAGCUCGUGACCACAGCAGCCGGCCGCCCGGUCCUUUUCCAGGGUACGACCCUAGAAACGUGCAGAGGUUCGAGUAUAACAACGAGCAACACGGCCGGCAGGUUCGCCGGGAUUCGGGCGAGGACAGGGGCCACCACUCCAGUCGGGACAGGUGGCACGAUCGCGGCAGCAGGGACGAUCGGAGAGACAGUCGCCGCGACGACAGUCGCCACGACAACCACAGCAGAGAGGACCGCAGGGGGUCCCGGGACCAUGGCUAUGGUAGGGACAGAGACAGGGACAGGGAUAGAGAGCGAGAUCGGGACAGGGAUAGGCACAGGCAGGAUCGUAACAAUCGGGACAGAGGCGGCAGGGGGAGCCAGUGGCAGGACAGCCACAGGAGGAGAUAG
Branchiostoma belcheri (Belcher's lancelet) is the source of this 6795-nucleotide messenger RNA. RefSeq names its product PHD finger protein 3-like. NCBI's taxonomy places the organism in Eukaryota, Metazoa, Chordata, Leptocardii, Amphioxiformes, Branchiostomatidae. Gene Ontology annotation, biological process: DNA-templated transcription. Gene Ontology annotation, cellular component: nucleus. The transcript has 24 exons. Bases 19 to 6795 code for a protein of 2258 amino acids. Gene Ontology annotation, molecular function: protein binding. The record is from RefSeq and is a predicted model, not a curated record.